AUGGGGAAGAAGGAGAAGGUAUGGGUGGAGGUUUGGGUGAUCUCUGGUCGAGGCCUGCGGCGAUGUUCAUCAUCUCUGUGGAAGCUCCAAUGGUACGCCGUGGGAUGGAUUCAUCCCGACCACAAGUACUGCACCAAGAUCGACGCCUCAGGAACAUCCAACCCCCUUUGGAAGACUGGGUUUUCGACGGCGCUUGAAUUGGAUGAUCCACACUUGGUUCUUCACGUUGAGGUCUACAGCCGCGACCCCAUCUUUCUUCGAGACUCACUCUUCGGCUCCGUAACUGUUCCUUUCAAAGAAUUUCUGGACAAAUAUAGCCCCGAUUCUCCGGUUUAUGAGGUCGGCAGCUUCCAGUUGAGGAAAACCAACUCCAACAAAUCUCUCGGAUUUGUCGAUGUCUCUAUUCGGAUCUCGCAACACAGACAAGAAGAUGAACACCCUGCUUCCUCAUAUCUAGGCGGUGAUGAGGGGUUCAACUUGGACAAUCUUAGUGGCGCACCUAAUUUGGACAAAGGCAAAUCCCACCAAACAGAAACCAACCAUCAGACUGCAGCCAGCACCAGCAGCAGUUACCAGCCACCACCACUGCCGCCGCCUCCAUCUAAUGUGGGAUACAUUCCCAACUUCUUCCCCGUCACAAGUAACUACGUGAACAUGCCAACUGUGACAGGGCGUGGGGUCGGAAUGGGACUAGGGGCUGGAGCAUUGGCCGCGGGUGCAGUCAUCUUUGGAGAUGAUUCCAUGCCAACUUAUCCUCCUUUCUAGAAUUUCAUACUUAUUGAAAAUGUUUCUAUGUAAAUCUGAUAUGAUACAAAACUAAUGAAUUUUGAGUUGAUCAA
Messenger RNA from Salvia hispanica, 839 nucleotides. Its product is annotated as Calcium-dependent lipid-binding (CaLB domain) family protein. The record is from RefSeq and is a predicted model, not a curated record. Lineage: Eukaryota; Viridiplantae; Streptophyta; Magnoliopsida; Lamiales; Lamiaceae. Gene Ontology annotation, biological process: defense response.